This is a messenger RNA of Cynocephalus volans (Philippine flying lemur), 986 nucleotides long. RefSeq names its product olfactory receptor 4C5-like. Gene Ontology annotation, molecular function: G protein-coupled receptor activity; olfactory receptor activity. The coding region runs from base 48 to 986 and encodes 312 amino acids. The transcript is spliced from 2 exons. Gene Ontology annotation, biological process: G protein-coupled receptor signaling pathway. NCBI's taxonomy places the organism in Eukaryota, Metazoa, Chordata, Mammalia, Dermoptera, Cynocephalidae. The record is from RefSeq and is a predicted model, not a curated record. Gene Ontology annotation, cellular component: plasma membrane.
UGUGUUAUUUGCAGAAAAGGGAAUUAUCCAAAUGCCAAACUGGAUUCAUGGAGCGAGUGAACAACGUGACAGAAUUCAUUCUGCUUGGCCUGACUCAGAACCCAGAUGUGCAGAAACUGCUGUUCGCUGUGUUUACAGUCAUCUACUCUUUCACCCUGGUAGGCAACCUACUCAUUGUAGUGACAAUCACCUCCAGCCCAGCCCUGGGCUCCCCCAUGUAUUUUUUCCUAUCUUUCUUGUCCUUCAUAGAUGGCUGUUGCUCUUCUACCGUGGCCCCCAAGAUGAUAUUUGACCUCCUAACUGAAAAGAAAACUAUCUCCUUCAGUUGGUGCAUGAUUCAGCUCUUUGCAGGACAUUUCUUUGGUGGAGUUGAGACCAUCCUGCUCACAGUGAUGGCCUAUGACCGCUAUGUGGCCAUCUGCAAACCCCUGCACUACAUGAUCACAAUGAACAGGCGGGUAUGUGGCCUUCUGGUGGCUGUGGCCUGGGCUGGGGGCUUUCUUCAUGCUCUGAUUCAAAUUUUUUUUAUGGUCUGGUUGCCCUUCUGUGGUCCCAAUGUCAUUGACCAUUUCAUCUGUGACCUUCUCCCUCUGCUACAACUCUCCUGCACUGACACUCACAUAUUGGGACUCUUUGUUGCUGCCAACAGUGGACUGAUGUGUACGCUCAUUUUUUCUAUUCUUAUCAUCUCCUACGUUCUCAUCCUUUGCUCGCUAAAGACUCAUAGCAUGGAAGGACAGCGGAAAGCUCUCUCCACCUGUGCCUCCCAUGUUACUGUAGUCAUCCUAUUCUUUGUGCCCUGCAUAUUUGUGUACCUUCGGCCCAUGAUCACCUUCCCCAUUGAUAAAGCAGUGGCUGUGUUUUACACUGUGGUGACACCCAUGUUAAACCCUUUAAUCUAUACCCUUAGAAAUGCAGAAGUGAAAAAUGCCAUGAGGAAGCUCUGCAGCCACAGAAUAAUCUCCAGUAACAAUUCCUGUGAAUAG